AUGGAUCUCAUGCAAGCGCUGUCACCCUGUUUGAUGGUUUCAACCCCCGGCUUUACCAGCUUUGCUGUGCCUCCUUUGGAUCUUCGCAAAUCGAUCUUUUGUUCAUCAUGGUUCCUCAACGAAAUAAAAACUGCCAAUGCGAUAGCAUCCCGGCCUGAGGAACAUUGCGCCGUGACCUGUCUGCACGAUCUUACCGUCUGUUUUACAAACACAGUGAUUGCUCCCCAUCCUGUGGUUGCUCUGACAGAUAUCUUCGAGACGGGCUCUCGCGUAAUAUUCGCCGAGAGUCUAUCCACAUGUGCGCUCCGAUGCAUAUCUUGCACAGUCCGUCACCAACUGAGCCUAAAACGUAACGGGUGUUGGUGA
Molecule: messenger RNA, 366 nt
Organism: Fusarium graminearum PH-1
Lineage: Eukaryota; Fungi; Ascomycota; Sordariomycetes; Hypocreales; Nectriaceae
Exons: 1
Coding region: 1-366 (121 amino acids)
Source: RefSeq, a predicted model, not a curated record